CCCCCGCCCAGACACAGAGGAGGAGGAUUAGAGACAGGCAGCAGAUCUCCAAGCAGCACAUAGAACAAGCUGAAUCUCUCCUGUCAUCUCUCUGUCAUUACUGUUACUGGGAUACCUGGAGCUCUGCAUCUUGGCUGCACAUCCCUGAUCCUCUCCUGCAUGCUUCACAAUGCAGCUUCAUUGGUGUUGGCUAUACAUGGCCUCAGUGCUUAUCGGUUUGGCAGCAGCAGAAGCCAAUGACAACGUAGACGAAGAAGAGGAUGAACUACUAGAGACCACAGAGGAACCUGAAAGUGAACAAACCAGGAGCUUCUUGGAGGUUCCAUACCAGACACCUGUUCCUAGCGGCGAUGUGUUUUUUACGGAGACAUUUGAUGAUGGAACGCUGAAUAGGUGGGUGCUUUCUAGAACAAUGAAGGAAGAUACUGAUGAAGACAUUGCCAAAUAUGAUGGUGAGUGGAAAGUGGAAGAGCUAAAAGAAAACAAGCUAUCUGGAGAUUUAGGACUUGUCCUAAAGUCUACAGCCAGACACCAUGCCAUUUCAUCCAAGCUCAAUAAGCCUUUCACCUUCGAAGACAAACCUCUGAUUGUCCAGUAUGAGGUGAAUUUUCAGGACAGCAUUGAUUGUGGCGGGGCGUAUAUGAAGCUCCUCUCCCAUUCGAGUAGUUUGAAUCUGGAGGAAUUCCAUGACCGGACUCCAUACACAAUCAUGUUUGGACCAGACAAAUGCGGAGAAGAUUAUAAACUGCAUUUCAUCUUCAGGCAUAAAAAUCCAAUAAUUGGGGAUUAUGACGAAAAACAUGCAAAGCGUCCCGAUGUUGAUCUGAAAAAGUUUUAUACAGACAAGAAGACACAUCUGUAUACUUUGAUUCUGAAGCCAGAGAACACCUUUGAAAUUCUUAUCGAUCAAACAGUUGUUAGUCAAGGAAGCCUUCUGGAUGAUGUCAUCCCACCAUUAAAUCCACCAAAGGAAAUAGAUGAUCCAAAGGAUAAAAAACCUAAAGAGUGGGAUGAGCAGGUCAAAAUUCCAGAUUCUGAUGCUGUCAAACCAGAAGAUUGGGAUGAAGGUGGGCCUGUUAAAAUAGAAGAUCCCAAUGCUGUAAAACCUGAAGGCUGGCUGGAUGAUGAAUCUCACCUAAUACCCGACUCAGAAGCUCAUAAACCAAGUGACUGGAAUGAUGACAUGGAUGGAGAAUGGGAAGCCCCUCUGGUUCCAAACCCAAAGUGCAAAACUGCAUCUGGAUGUGGGGAAUGGAGUCCACCUCUUAUAGACAAUCCAAAUUACAAGGGGAAAUGGAAGCCUCCUAUGAUUGAGAACCCUAAUUACCAGGGUAUUUGGAAACCACGUAAAAUUCCUAACCCAUACUACUUUGAGGACCUUAACCCUUUUAAAAUGGCAACGUUUAGUGCUGUUGGGUUGGAACUGUGGUCAAUGACUCCUGACAUCUACUUUGACAACUUUAUAAUCUGCUCUGACAAGGAAGUGGCUGACCGUUGGGCCUCUGAUAGCUGGGGACUGAAGAAACUGGCAGCCAGUGCUAAUGAGCCAGGCAUGAUAAACCAGCUUCUUGCUGCUGCCGAUGAGAGGCCGUGGCUCUGGGGUUUGUACUUGCUGACAGCUGCUCUGCCUGUAGGAUUGCUGGUCUUAUUCUGCUGGCCCAGAAAGAAAAUUGAGGAAGCAGAAGAUGCAGAUUUCUCAAUGAGUGAUUUUCUAGAAUCUGAUGAAAAUGAUUUUGAGCUCCAGAAAGAUCUCACGAAGAAGAACCAGCAAAAUUUGGAGGGUGCCACAUCAGAAACUCAGUAUGACAAAGAGGCUGAAGAAGAUGAAAGGAUAGAACAAGAGGAUGAAGAUGAAGAGUUCAGUCAAGAAGAAGAGGAAACUGGUGAUAUAGUAGAUCAGUCUUCAGAUGAUGAGAUGAAAGAAGCAGAUGAAGGUGCGGACUCUGGAGACAACCUAAAGAAAUCCCUGCGGAAGAGACGAGUACGGAAAGACUAGUAUCAAUUAUACUUAUAUUGGACUGUUACAGAGAGCCAGUCUAUCUUAGCCUGGUGAUGGACAUGAUGAACCGCUUCUUACCUCUUGGUCCAUUACUUUGUGUUACCUGAAAAGUUGUCCUGUUAUGUUAUUCUGUCAGGGGAAGGCAGAGUUUUCCAUGUAACUAUAAUACACAGAUCAGAACUGCAUGUGCAAUAGCCUACCUUUAUAUUCCUUUUCAGUCUUGGCUCUAAUAAAUAUCUGAAUAUACUUGUUAGUGUAAGAAAAGGCAGUCCUUUUACCACUGUUCUUUCUCUGUUUUUUAGUUUCAGUAUGAUUCAGUUUACAGUUUGUUUGGGGCCAUUUUUGAAUAGUCAAAAUUCUGCAAGACUCUCGAAAAAAACAUAUAAGCCACACUUCCUCUUGGCUCCUCUUGCCAUAUUUAUUAGUUCUAAUAGCUUCCAUGAUGCAUCCCCUAUCCGUGAAGGAUAGGGAAGUCCCUAUCCUUGUAAGCAAGCCAGAAGUGGUAAAACGCAUCAAGGAAGGUUGGUUCCUGUGGAGAAAUUGCUGUAUACAGUAAUUUUGUUGAAAACUAAUAAAUACAGAGCUACUAUCAGGGGGGUACAGGCAUUACACCUGUAAGGGAACCGAUGGUCCCCAGGGCCGCUUACAGGCCCGGCUGGCUCCCCUCCUGUUUUUUUUUAACUUAUUUCUUGCAUUACACCUGCAAGGGUCUCAAUGGUCCCCCCCUUGCUUAUUAUCUCGCGUCUGGGGAGAAGUCAGCCCCCCCCCCCCCGGUUCUCUGCUCCAGGGGGGCCCUACCACCUAAAGCUGUGUAAGGGGCCCCUGAUGAUUUCUGAUGGGGAGUGAAAACGGACUACAGUGGCCAGCACCCAGGUUGACUAUGUACAGGUGUGGUAAGUUUUGAGUGGAGCUGUGGGUUUGGGUAUGUUUCCACAAGGCUUUGGCAUAGGUAAUCAGCACUCUCCCAUUCUUAAACACCCAUUCUUAUUACUGGCUAAGUAAUGAUCUGCCUAGGAUUUAGGCUUGCACAUUUGCAAUGAAACAAUAUACACAUAAUGCAAUAGCUGACAAAUAAGGAAAACUUCAGUAAGUUAUGCUCAGGACAGUCCUAAUCAUUCAGUGACACAUGUUUUAAAGGUUUUUACAGAAUAAAAUGCAUGUUAUUAUAUUAGUUUUAUCGUUUCUGUACCCCUCAUGGACAACUGCCAAACUGCAGCACUCAGAAUUUGUAGAAAAGCAAAAAAAAUGAAAGGGGCUCAUUGGUUUUGUCAUUACUUAUACUUGGGGCUAAUUAAAUGUGUAGAACAAAUUAAAUAAAAAAUGUUUAGUUAUCCAGCUUGCGAUGCAGGAUUUUUAGUAGGCAUCAUCACUUUGCCCAAUGGAGGAGACUCAGGAAGCUGGAGGAAAAAAAAAAAGAAGGAAAACCAGAAACGGCAAAACGAUGGACCAAAAAAAAAAAAAAA
This is a messenger RNA of Rana temporaria (common frog), 3462 nucleotides long. It is a transcript of the gene CLGN, whose product is annotated as calmegin. Bases 170 to 1996 code for a protein of 608 amino acids. The record is from RefSeq and is a predicted model, not a curated record. Gene Ontology annotation, cellular component: endoplasmic reticulum; endoplasmic reticulum membrane. Gene Ontology annotation, molecular function: calcium ion binding. Gene Ontology annotation, biological process: protein folding. The transcript is spliced from 15 exons. NCBI's taxonomy places the organism in Eukaryota, Metazoa, Chordata, Amphibia, Anura, Ranidae.